CGAAUGUCUGAGGCAAGCAAGUGCUUUUUUUAAACUCUUCAGUCAACAAACAAAAGAAACUGUGCAAUCGAACUACAAAAUCUCCAAUUGCAUAACUUUAAAAGCAGCUUUUGUCACAGAUGGAGCAGCAAAAAAACCAGAUCAACCUGUUUGGUUAGUCAAGUAGCAUUUUCAGUGCGUCAGAAGAAAACCCACCGGAUAUCUAAACCAGUUUCCUGAACCAUCAGGACAGAGUCAGAUACGGAGAGCAGCCACAGUCUUUGAGUCCUUCACUCGCUUAGGAAUUCCACUUGUACUGGAACUUUCUCCAACAUCACUGCCGUCCCGUACACAAAGUCUUGCAGCAGCAGCUGUUAUCGAGCUCCAGAUGAGUGACUGUGAGGAAGAGGAGAACAGGGCAGAGUCUUCAGUCUCCAGUUGUCUAUCCCUAAAGAGUGAUCGGUCCAAAGAAAUUCCUCUCCACUUCAGUAAUGACCCUGGACCCUCAGACACAAAUGAGAAGAAGAGGAGUGAUGAGGAGGACCAGCUGUCCUGCUGUGCUUUGUGUCAGGACGUCCUGAAGGAUCCAGUCUCUACCAGCUGUGGACACUGGUUCUGCGGAUCGUGCAUCAGCUCAUAUUUGGACCAGUCUGCCUCAUCAGGAGACUCCUCCUGUCCUCAGUGUAAACAAAGAUCCAGAACCAGACCUGGACUGCAGACAACCGGUCAGAUCUGCACUGAACAAGCAGAUAGUGGUCUGCAGGAGGUUUUAGAUGACCAUAAGAUCAGUCUGAGGAGGAGAUGUGAAUGUGUGACUGAAGGAACUGAUGAGACAGGAAGUGGAACCCUCCUCAACAAGAUCUACACUGAGCUCUACAUCACAGACGGACAGAGUGAAGAGGUUAGUACCCAACAUGAGGUGAGGCAGCUGGAGACAGCUUCCAAGAAGAAGACCAUCCAUGACGUUCCAAUCAAGUGCCAGGACAUCUUUAAAGCCUUACCUGACCAACAGGGACACAUCAGAGUCGUUCUGACUAACGGCAUCGCUGGCAUUGGAAAAACCUUCUUGGUGCAGAAGUUCAGUCUGGACUGGGCAGAGGGUUUGGAAAACCAAGAUGUCAGUGUGGUGAUUCCGCUUUCAUUCAGGGAGCUGAACUUGAUCAGAGAUGAGCAGUUCAGUCUUCUGGAGCUGCUCCAUGUUUUCCAUCCAACAUUACAGAAGGUCACAGCAGAGAAGCUUGCUGUCUGUAAACUUCUGUUCAUCUUUGAUGGCCUGGAUGAAAGCAGACUUUCACUGGAUCUCAACAACAAGGAGAUUGUGUCGGAUGUCACACAGAAGUCAUCAGUCAAUGUGCUGUUGACAAACCUCAUCCAGGGGAAUCUGCUUCCCUUGGCUCUCGUCUGGAUAACUUCCCGACCUGCAGCGGCCAAUCAGAUCCCUCCUGCGUUUGUUGACAGGGUAACAGAAGUACGAGGCUUCACCGACCCCCAGAAGGAGGAGUACUUCAAGAGGAGGGUCAGUGAUGAAGAGCAGUCCAGCAGAAUCAUCUCACACAUCCGGACAUCCAGGAGCCUCCACAUCAUGUGUAAAGUUCCUGUAUUCUGCUGGAUCACUGCUGCAGUUCUGGACCACAUGUUGACUACAGAUCAAAGAGGAGAGCUGCCCAAGACCCUGACUGACCUGUACUCACACUUCCUGCUGGUUCUGACAAAGAAGAAGAAGCAGAAGUAUGAUAAGAGACAUAAGACGAGUCCACACAAGCUGACAAAGGCUGACAUAAAGAUUCUUCUGAAGCUGGGGAGGCUGGCGUUUGAACAGCUGCAGAAAGGAAACAUUAUGUUCUACCAAGAAGACUUGGAGCGAUGUGGUCUCCGUGUCACAGAGGCCUUGGUGUACUCAGGAGUUUGCACAGAGAUCUUAAAAAGAGAGAGUUUGAUCUUCCAGAAAACAGUCUACUGCUUCGUUCAUCUGAGCAUUCAAGAGUUUCUGGCUGCAGUCUACAUGUUCCACUGUUACACCACCAGGAACACAGAGGUACUGAAAGCUUUUCUGGGGAAAGACUGGGGGUCAUCCCCCGAUGUCUUCCUGAGGAGAGCCAUGGAGAUAUCCCUUGAAAGUAAAAAUGGCCACCUGGACUUGUUUGUUCGCUUCCUUCAUGGCCUCUCUCUGGAGUCCAACCAGAGACUAUUGGGAGGCCUGCUGGGUCCAACAAAGAACAGUCCAAAAAUAAUCCAUAAGACCAUCAAAAACCUUAGGGAGAUGAACACCAAAAUCUCUCCUGACAGAAGCAUCAACAUCUUCCACUGUCUGCUGGAGAUGAAAGACCUCUCAGUACAUCAGGAGAUCCAAGAGUUCCUGAAGUCAGAGAACAGAUCAGAGAAGGAACUCUCUGUGAUCCACUGCUCAGCUCUGGCCUACGUGCUGCAGAUGUCAGAGGAAGUUCUGGAUGAGUUGAACCUGCAGAAGUACAACACAUCAGAGGAGGGACGACAGAGACUGAUUCCAGCUGUGAGGAACUGCAGGAAAGCUCAACUUUCUGACUGUGGAAUCUCAAAGGCUCACUGUGAAGUUGUGGCCUCAGCUCUGAAGUCCAACCCCUCCUAUCUGAAAGAGCUAGAGCUGAGUCAAAACAUCCUGCAGGAUUCAGGAGUGAAGCUUCUGUCUGUUGGACUGGAGGGUCCAACCUGCAGACUGGAGACUCUGAGAUUGAGGUACUGCAGUUUGUCAGAGAACAGCUGUGCAUCUCUGGCCUCAGCUCUGAAGUCCAACCCUUCCCAUCUGAGAGAGCUGGAGCUGAGUGAAAACAAGCUGCAGGACUCAGGAGUGAAGCUGUUGUGUGAUUUUCUGCAGAGUCCAAAAUGCAGACUGGAGACACUGAGAUUGACUUUCUGCAGUUUGUCAGAGAUCAGCUGUGCUUCUCUGGCCUCCGCUCUGAAGUCCAACCCGUCCUAUCUGAGAGUGCUAGACCUGAGUGAAAACAAACUGCAGGAUUCAGGAGUGAAGCUGCUGUGUGAUUUUCUGCAGAGUCCAAAAUGCAGACUGGAGACUCUGAGAUUGAGGGGCUGCAGUUUGUCAGAGAUCAGCUGUGCUUCUCUGGCCUCGGCUCUGAAGUCCAACCCCUCCCAUCUGAGAGUCCUUGAGCUGAGUGGAAACAACUUGCAUGAUCCAGACAUGAAGCUGCUGUGUGAUUUUCUGGAAAGUCCAAACAGCAAACUGGAGACUCUGAGGUUAUGUUGCUCCAGUUUGUCAGAGAACAGCUGUGCUUCCCUGGCCUCAGCUCUGAAGUCCAACCCCUCCCAUCUGAGAGAGCUGAAACUGAGCUACAACGAGCUGAAGGAUUCAGGAGUGAAGUUGCUGUGUGAUUUUCUGCAGAGUCCUAACUGCAGACUGGAGACUCUGAGAUUGAGGUACUGCAGGUUGUCAGAGAUCAGCUGUGCUUCUCUGGCCUCAGCUCUGAAGUCCAACCCCUCCCAUCUGAGAGAGCUGGAGCUGAGUGAAAAUGAACUGCAGGAUUCAGGAGUGAAGCUGCUGUGUGAUCUGAAGGAGAGUCCACAAUGCAGACUGGAGACUCUGAGCUGGUUGUGAUCUCUGGUAAAGUCCAGUCCACAAUCCUCCCUGUGUGUUCCCCUGGAUAUGACAGAGUAUCAUCAGAGUAUCUGGACUGCUGUGCUGCUGCUCUGUCCUUCUACACAGUCUCUGCAAACACACUGAGACUCCUCAAGACUCACAUACCUCAUCCACCUGAACCUCCACCUGGACAGGAGGAUAAAACUGUAAAAACUAAAUAGUGAAUUAAAUCAAGGCUUCACUGAAGUCUACCAACUGAAACAGGAUUCCGUAAAUGCAGCUUUGGUUUAACUGGUGAUCAGCAAAAUAUUUAUAUGAAAGUGCUCAAACAUAAGUAACAUAAUUACUGCAAGACUUUGAUCUCUUUUAAUAUUUGUAUUGCAGUUUGUAUUAUUGCAGGAAAAUAAAAGCACAAUUCCUGAUAUUUGGAUCCAGUUUUAAUUGUAGUGUUAUGUAACUGAGGUAAUUCUGAAUUAUCCUUACAUUAUAUCCCUGGCAUUGUAGAGAGUUAAUGAAAGCACCAUUAACCAUUAUGGGAAUGAGAGUUGAAAACAUAUGAAAAG
Molecule: messenger RNA, 4110 nt
Organism: Centropristis striata (black sea bass)
Lineage: Eukaryota; Metazoa; Chordata; Actinopteri; Perciformes; Serranidae
Product: NACHT, LRR and PYD domains-containing protein 12-like
Exons: 11
Coding region: 368-3565 (1065 amino acids)
Molecular function (GO): protein binding; metal ion binding
Source: RefSeq, a predicted model, not a curated record